Exaiptasia diaphana is the source of this 2258-nucleotide messenger RNA. RefSeq names its product regulation of nuclear pre-mRNA domain-containing protein 1B. Gene Ontology annotation, cellular component: RNA polymerase II, holoenzyme. The transcript has 7 exons. Gene Ontology annotation, molecular function: RNA polymerase II complex binding. NCBI's taxonomy places the organism in Eukaryota, Metazoa, Cnidaria, Anthozoa, Actiniaria, Aiptasiidae. The record is from RefSeq and is a predicted model, not a curated record. Gene Ontology annotation, biological process: mRNA 3'-end processing. The coding region runs from base 1 to 1035 and encodes 344 amino acids.
AUGAAUCCACGGUUCUUUUGCACAGCAGUAUCCCUUCUGCACCAUAUCGAGGUUGGAUCUUUGAAAAGCAAGAAACACAAAAAAAACAUGAGUUCUUUUUCAACAAGUACCUUAGAAAAAAAGCUAAAUGAUUUAUCAAGCACCCAGCAAAGUGUACAGACAUUAUCAUUGUGGGUAAUACAUCACAGAAAGCACGCCAAAACGGUAGUGCAAACUUGGAAUAAGGAAAUUCACAAAGUUAAACCAUCRAAAAAGCUCACGUUGCUUUACCUCGCGAAUGAUGUUCUACAAAAUAGCAAGAAGAAAGGCUCAGAAUUCAACUCUGAAUUCAAAUCUGUUCUUCCUUCAGUAUUCAAACAUUGUGCUCAGGAUACCUUCAAAGAUGCUACAAUAAAAGGAAUGGAAAGACUAAUUCAGAUCUGGGGAGAACGAGGAGUAUUUGAGCUGUCAUUCACUGAAAAACUAAGAAAGGCAAUAAAUUAUGAGCCGCAGUUGGAUGAUUCGCCACCCCCUAGUAAAAUCGCAAAAACAGAAAGUACAAAUGACGAUCCUGUUGAACCACCAGAUCCCGAGGAUCUAAUCAAGGUCCUACAAGAAUUGGAGCAGUCAGCGUCACAAGAUGCUGUUGUCAGAGAAAAAAUAGCCAAUUUACCAGCAGAAGUGCAGGAUGUCUCACUUUUAGAUAAAAUUGAAGAUAAAGAAACAGGGGAAAGACUUACAAGAAUAGUCGACAAAGCCUGUGUGCUGCUUGCCGAGUACAACGGCCGCUUGUCUGCUGAGCUUGAGGACCGUAUUACUCUUUCAAAAAUGCUGACUUCAUUCCUCGGCCUACAAAAAGAAAAAUUAGCAGAGACAGAACAACGACUACAGGUAUUNCAAGGAAAACUAGAAAAAGUCACAAUGGUACGAAAAGAACUCAAGUCCCAUCUCGAUAACCUUCCUGAUCUUUCUAAACUKCCUGUUGUUGAGGGGGGUCUUCCACCUCUACCGUCGGCUGGGGAUUUGUUUGCAAGUUCGUCAGGACAUCGAUCCUGACAUUGGCAGCAACAAGCAAUGCAAUCAUUUCUCUUGGGGCUAUUCUUGUUUUUACAUUUUAGUUAGACUUUUUAGUUGGUUCUUUGUACACUCUCAACUGAGGCGGAAGGGAGGGGGGUACUAUUCUGUYAUUUGUUCUCGCCCCUAUGAUCUAGAGAUAUGCCUCUUGAGAAAUGGUUGCUUAUGUCAURAAUUUUUGUAAAAUUACUGAUACCAAUUUGCCAAAAUAAGGCUUUUGACUUAGUCUAUAAAUGGAAAGGAAGAGGACGGAAAGAAAGAAUAGUUUUCUUGAAAAGGCAAAACAAGCAGGAUGUAUUUUUUAGCGAGAGAAGCAAAGCACUUGUCAAACAAAUAAUGUCCUAUAGUAUGACACAAAAUAAGAAUCAAAAUUCAUAAAAUUUCGUCGUUUCGUAGCUCUUAUCGAACUGGCUAUAAACCGUUGUUUGGAGCCAUCUUGGUACCCAGGGGUUAACUUCUUCGCUGGUUGAAAAACAAAGGAAAAGACUGCUUAAUUUACUGUAAUGAAUUAGGGCGAUGCACAAUUUGUGCACGUAUAUCUUGUUUAAAGUUGUCAUGGUAUCAACCUCCUGGAUGCUUUGCGCGCCUUGUCAUAAUUUCGUCUUAUAACCAAACUAUAAACGGCUUUUUCAGACAAAUUAGAGGUUGAUGAAAAUAACCUUAACAGACUUUCUGAACUUUCAAUGAAGGAAGAACAAAACUACCACAGAGAACUCAAAUUUCAAAGCAUGUAUGGCUGAACGGACCAAUCAUAAACCAGUAAUUCUAUGUGAAGCGAAAACAAACGAUCGCAAAUUAUCCAGGUUGAUACUGGGCCUUUAGAGUGGUUUUCAUUAACCCGUGAAACACACUUUAGCGUAUUACACUUUAUUACACUUUGUCUCUUUUGUUUUCUAUUGUAUUUCUUGGCUAUUACACUGUAUUACAUUUUGACUAUUACACUUUGUUUCACGGGUUAAUGAGAACCACUCUAAAUAACUAGUCUACUAAUAAUAAGAAACUAAACCUUAUUCGUGGGUCUCUUUGGUGACAUUCAGUCGCUGACACGCCCAUUAACAAGGGACUUAACAUGUAUGUAUAUUUUAGGGUAUUGUAUUUGUACUCUAUCAACUUCAAAAAAGCACUUCUUUGUCACCCCAAUAAUUAUAAUGUUAAAAACGUUUUCUCAGCCAUUUUUAGCUCCAAUAAAUUUACUAAAUAUGUGA